Molecule: messenger RNA, 423 nt
Organism: Talaromyces marneffei
Lineage: Eukaryota; Fungi; Ascomycota; Eurotiomycetes; Eurotiales; Trichocomaceae
Exons: 2
Coding region: 1-423 (140 amino acids)
Molecular function (GO): carbon-sulfur lyase activity
Source: RefSeq, a predicted model, not a curated record
AUGGCGGACAAACCCCUCAAAUCUGCCUGCCAUUGUGGCGCCAUCACCGUGAUCGUGCCUCGCCAACCAGAGGAAAUCAACGAAUGCCAAUGUACAAUCUGUCGUCGCUACGCAGCCGCUUGGGGAUACUAUAAAGUGGACGAGGUCAAAUUCGACAUGAAAGAAGGCGCCAAAGUCUCCAAGUAUGUUUGGGGAGAUAAAGAGAAAUCGUUCGAUUUCUGCGAGAAUUGUGGAUGCGUAUGUUAUUGGUGGCCGUUUGAGUUGAAGAACCCAGACGGUACUGCAGCUGACUGCGGCGUUAAUACGAGGAAUAUGGAUCCCUUGGAAAUCUAUCACGUCAACCGCAAGAUUGAAAGAGCCUGGGUGUUUGCGCCCAUCAACAAUAAGGACAUGGCGCAUGCGGAGGAUCAGGCCAAGUACUGA